AUGGCAUCAGAUAAUGAAAUCAAUGAUUGUGAUUAUUAUUCAGAAGAUUAUUUUUAUAUUUAUGAUCAAAUUACUCUAUUUGAAUCUCGUCAAUCAAUGAAAAAUAGAAAAACCAAACGAAAAAUAAGAAAAUCAUUAUGUUCAAUACCAACUCGAACUCUGAAAUCAUUUCCAACAAUUGUCAAAGGCAGAUGUAUGAAUCAUAGUCAAACUUCAAAAGCAGAAAAGAAAUCAUUUCGAUAUGAUCGUUAUCCAAAGGAACCAGUAAUUUUCGAAUGUGAUCGAGUAUUUAAUGUGGUAGAACAAGAACCAACAUUAACUUCCACAUCUGCGUCAAAUUCAGUGUCAAAGAAAGAAAAAAAAUUAAUCAAACGUCAAGUAAAACAACAAAAUGUAAAUAAAUUGAAAAAAACCAAUGGUUCACAAUCCAUGAAACCAAUUAACUAUAAGGAACAAUUUGAUGUUAAACAAUUAACCGACUUCUCAUCAUUUCGUAGUCUUUUUUAUCAAAUGACUCAUCAUCUAAUUAAAACUGCAUUCGAUCAUCUACAGUGUAUUAAAAUCAUUGAUAUUCGUCUUGCAUCUGUAGAUGAAUUUGAUCAAGAUCAGUUUAUAAAGAUAUUGAGAACCUAUACAUAUUUUCCACAAUUGGUAUAUUUCGGAACAGAAAUCAAUGACAUGAUAAGUAGGUAUCGUUAUAGUUUAUUAAGACCAUUUAAAUCUUAUCAAAGAGAUUCAAAAGAAUCGAUUUACUGUACACGUGUUACCCAAACCGACGAUGGAAGUAUUUUUUGCAAUUCAAACACCAUAUAUACUUUGACACGUCCACGUCCAAUCAAUACAUUGUUAGUAUGUGCAGCUUUACCAGAACGAUCCGGAUCAUAUACAAGAAUGGAAUAUUUACAUGAUGAUAUAGUUUUAAGAGAAAAAUCAAGAAGUAUUCCAUUGUUUUUACUUGAUGUAACACGUUCAGACCGGAUAUAUUCAAAUUAUCCUUCGUUUGAUUAUCAAAAAUCAACAUCAAUAAAUCAAAAGAAGAAAUUAACUAGAAAUAAUGUUGUUUCGAAAAAAUAUUUAAGGAAAGUGCUUCGUUAUAUGAAUGAUAAAGCACGAAUAAAUGAUCUAUAUCAAAUACGACAGGAUCAAUGGAAUUAA
Messenger RNA from Rotaria sordida, 1155 nucleotides. The record is from the annotation of a GenBank genome assembly. Lineage: Eukaryota; Metazoa; Rotifera; Eurotatoria; Philodinida; Philodinidae.